Molecule: messenger RNA, 936 nt
Organism: Rhineura floridana
Lineage: Eukaryota; Metazoa; Chordata; Lepidosauria; Squamata; Rhineuridae
Product: olfactory receptor 4N2-like
Exons: 1
Coding region: 1-936 (311 amino acids)
Biological process (GO): G protein-coupled receptor signaling pathway
Cellular component (GO): membrane
Molecular function (GO): olfactory receptor activity; G protein-coupled receptor activity
Source: RefSeq, a predicted model, not a curated record
AUGCUCCCAGGGAAUCAUUCUGUGGUCAAAGAGUUCGUCCUGAUGGGAUUGUCCCAGGCCAGAGAGAUCCAACUAUUCCUCUUCUUCCUCUUCCUCCUCUUCUACUCUCUGGUCCUGCCAGGAAACAUCCUCAUCAUCAUGACCAUCCGGAACGACCCCCGAUUGGGCUCCCCCAUGUACUUCUUCUUGGCCAACCUGGCUUUCCUGGACAUCUGCUACUGCUCUGUCACCCCUCCCAAGAUGAUGGCCGAUUUUUUCUCCAGCCGCAAGGCCAUCUCCUACAAGGCUUGCAUGGCCCAGAUCUUCUUCCUCCAUUGGCUGGGAGGGUCGGAGGUCUUCCUCCUCAUUGGCAUGGCCAUUGACCGCUAUGUGGCCAUUUGCCACCCAUUGCGCUAUGCCAGUCUAGUCACCAGAGUGGUCUGCUGCCUUUUGGUCCUGGCUUCUUGGUGCCUAGGAUUCACACACUCCAUCAUCCAAAUCAUCCUUAUCGCCCCACUCCCCUUCUGUGGUCCCAACAAGCUAGACAACUUCUUCUGCGACAUUACCCAGAUCGUCAAGCUGGCCUGCACAGAUACCUAUGGGCUGGAGUUCAUCAUGUUCUUCAACAGCGGCCUGGCUACCUUAAUGUGCUUCAUCCUCCUCCUCAUCUCUUAUGGGGCCCUUCUUGUCAAGGUGAGGACUGGCUCCAGCCAAGGGAAGAGCAAAGCUGCCUCCACCUGUGCCACCCACAUCAUCAUCGUCUUUGUCAUGUUUGGCCCGGCCAUCUACAUCUAUUGCCGUCCCUUCCAGGACUUCCCCCUUGACAAGGUGGUGGCCAUUUUCCACACUGUGGUCUUUCCCUUGAUGAACCCCAUGAUCUACACACUGAGGAACAAGGAGAUCAGACAAGCCAUGUGGAAGUUGAUAAACAAACACAGAUUUCGGGGUGCAAAAUGA